AUGGAGCCAUCCUCUUCCUCCUUACCACCUUACACACAGCCCGGCUCCAAACUUCUCCCGCUCGACCAAAUCCCAUCAUGCCCACCCAACACGCGAGUCCGUUUCCUUGGCUGCAUAGCUUCCUACGAUAUGACAACCGCCGAACUAAGCCUAUCUCGUCCCCCUUCGUCAGUCUUUAUCAAGACUGACGUCUCGCUACUGACGAGCUCGCUUUCUAUGGGAUCUUUGAGGGAUGGGGAAUGGGUUAACGUUAUUGGCGAUACGCAGAAAGAGGAAAAGGGGGAAGGGGUGUUGGUCAUGGCUAUAACACUCUGGUCGGCUGGUGGAAUUAACCUAGGAAAGUAUGAGAAGGGGGUGAAGGGGAGGUUGGAGGCCGAUGCACUUGGUUGAUUGAAGAGGAGCAGUUUCGCCACCCUCCGAUUCGGCAUAGGCACAGGCUCCCCUCUACAAUAUUGUGCUGGUCAGGGGUCAGGUAUCCAUCGUAGGUGAAUAAAUCUAGUAUAUAACUGCAAUAGUUGAAGACAGACAGACAAAAUAAUAUACUCAAUUACUGCGAA
Tuber melanosporum (Perigord truffle) is the source of this 557-nucleotide messenger RNA. RefSeq lists its product as uncharacterized. The transcript is spliced from 3 exons. Gene Ontology annotation, biological process: telomere capping. The coding region runs from base 1 to 390 and encodes 129 amino acids. NCBI's taxonomy places the organism in Eukaryota, Fungi, Ascomycota, Pezizomycetes, Pezizales, Tuberaceae. Gene Ontology annotation, molecular function: single-stranded telomeric DNA binding. The record is from RefSeq and is a predicted model, not a curated record. Gene Ontology annotation, cellular component: CST complex.